Venturia canescens is the source of this 1487-nucleotide messenger RNA. RefSeq lists its product as uncharacterized. Lineage: Eukaryota; Metazoa; Arthropoda; Insecta; Hymenoptera; Ichneumonidae. The transcript has 4 exons. The record is from RefSeq and is a predicted model, not a curated record. Bases 242 to 868 code for a protein of 208 amino acids.
UUCAACCUUCCAAAGAAUUUCAACCAGCAAUUCAGUGCCUCUGCCACGCUUACAGAGUGUUAGUGUAUUUUAUACCGAGUAAUACCGAAUUGAAUAAUGAAAAUUUCUUUCUUCCUCUCAUUGUUGCAGCAAACAUUACGCUGUUCCUGAUAAAUGUGGCUUCCCUAAUGCAGAAAGUUUCAAGUGGAAAUGGCCGAAAAAGGAAUACGCAAAAAGAAAUGACAAACUCUACGAAGUCAAAAUGAAAAGGAAUCAUUAUCGCCAUUAUUCAAAGCCACAUACAGAGGACGGAGGUACAGAAGGAAUACCGAGGAAAAAGAAUGAAGGGUUGGAGCAAAGCAACGAUGAUCCUCCGAAAAAAUAUAAAGAAGCGAAACAAGAGCUCGAAGAGAUAUCCGAACGAAUCGACAUAUAUUAUUUCGAUCAUGGAAACUCAGCAUAUUAUCGUACGACGGAUUCGCCGCCUGUACUAGCGACAGAAAAGUGUGCAGAGAAGACUGACAGCGCAGCAACAAGAUUUUGGGCGGAAAUAUUCGGAACGAUACACAUCGGAAUCGCAUUCUUAACGGCUUUUGUUCUCCAGCUGUUGAGAUUCGUAUUGUACAGUAUCGUGAGACCGUUGACGGUCGGGACGCUUCAGUUGCUGGCCGAUUACUUCGUCAAGCCAUUACUCUCGAUAUUCUUCAACGCGAUUAUCCAGCCGGUGUUGAUAUUGUUGUACAACGUAGCGACAUCGAUUCGCGAUUUGUGCGAGCCCAUAGCCGAAGCGCUUGGUUUUUUUCUGCGGGAAGUUGCCGCGGUUGUUCGAGCUUUCAGGAUCGUCGAAGUAAAUCGCACGAGCAAUCCAAUCACCGGGGGAUGCACCUGACGCUCAUCCCCUUCUAGGAGUCAAGAAAACGAUGAAACUUCGUGGGAAAAGAGUCAUCAAUGCUUUUUCUUCUCGCCGCGAUGACACUCGAGACAUGAAUUGGAACAAACUUUUAUUAACACCAGGUAUAUAUUUGGUUUUAUUUCAACUUUACAAUAUCAUUAUUGUUUCAUUCUUUGUUUCAUUUCUUUUUAGUAUUUUCUUAUAUUUGUUUUUGUUUUGUUUUUUUUUCCCCCCAUUUUAUACAGACCAAAUAAUCUCUCUUCGUAGCAACUAACUUUGUCAAUUGAUAACCAAUAAUGCAUCCUUCAUCUCUCUCGUAUAUCUUAUACCAUUUAAUAAAUUAUGUACAAUCUCACAAACAACAAACGGAGGAACCUAAUUACAUCAUGUAGUUGUUCACACUUCGCUAUGUACAGGUACUACUUGGUUUCGUCUCUUGUAAUCUUUCGCUUUUGCAUCAUCUUCACGUUUUUUCGCGGUUUUUGUUUACUUCGUUCUUUUGUUAUUUUUUUUUUUUUUUUUUACAGAAUCGUCACUCCCUUUUCCUUCGCUCUUGGAGAGACUAAAACUCCUCUGAUCAAUCGCGUAUGCGCUACUUGGAAAAAUAAAAUAAUAA